This is a messenger RNA of Galeopterus variegatus (Sunda flying lemur), 760 nucleotides long. RefSeq names its product transmembrane protein 61 (gene TMEM61). NCBI's taxonomy places the organism in Eukaryota, Metazoa, Chordata, Mammalia, Dermoptera, Cynocephalidae. The transcript has 2 exons. The record is from RefSeq and is a predicted model, not a curated record. Bases 1 to 576 code for a protein of 191 amino acids.
AUGACAGUCAGUGGCACAGUGUUUCUGGUGGCCGGGACACUCUGCUUCGCUUGGUGGAGCGAAGGGGAUGCAGAUGCCCAACCUGGCCAGCCGGUCCUACCCACUCAACUCCCCAUGCCUGAGGCCCACCGGCCCCUGCUCAGGUCGAUCAGCUUCUUCUGCUGCAGUGCAGGUGGACUACUGCUGCUCUUCGGCCUGCUGUGGUCCAUCAAGGCCAGCACCCGGGGGCCACCCCGAUGGGAUCCAUACCACAUCUCCAGAGAUCUUUACUACCUUACCGUGGAGUCAUCAGAGAAGGACAGCUGCAGGACCCGGAAGGCGGUUGCUAUCCCCACUUACGAGGAGGCUGUGUGCUGCCCACUGGCUGAGGGGCCCCCAACACCAUCUGCGCACCCCAUGGCAGGAGACCUGAAGUGCCAUGGCCCAGAGGAUGCCCUGCUUGUGUGCCAGCCCCUCUCACCUCCGCCCAGCUACGAGAGCAUCAUCCUGGCUCUUGAUACCAUUUCUAGAGAAACAGCGCCUCGUGCUGAAUCCUCCUGCCCAGGCCUGGUUCAAACUGCAGGGAGAGGAAGUUAAAGGCUCCUACAAGGCCCUGAAGCCAGAGACAAAAAUGAUGGGCCUGUUCCAGUGUCCGAACAGUGCCUGGUGCAUAGUAGGCACUCAACGAAUGCUUGUCGCCGAGUGCUGUUUUAUUUAUCUAUUGCUGUGUAGCAAACCACUCCAAAAUUCGGUAGCUUAAAAUAAAUCCCAUUUUAUAUGU